CACACUUGGUGUGUUCGGCCUUUCGCCUCGCCGACAGUGAAAGCGGGUGCAAGUGUUUGGGAUUUUCGGUCCGUUUUUUGCCGAGAUGGACGCAUUAAAAGAGCAAGCCAUGAUAAAUCAGUUUGUUAUGGUUGCUGGGUGCGCCAGAGAGCAGGCAAAACAACUUCUACAGGCCGCACAUUGGCAGUUUGAGACUGCUUUAAGUCUGUUUUUUCAAGAAGUCGCGAUUCCGUCGCAUAAUCAACACAAUCCGCUUGUAACGCCGGCAAAUACGCCGGCCACACCUCCAAACUUUCCUGAUGCUUUGGCAGCUUUCGCAAAACUUCAAGCCUCCGAUACAAGCCCCAAGACACAAACUUUAAACGCAAAUCAUCAACCAGUGAGAUGAUUUCGUAGCAGCGUGUUGUUGUCAGUUUGCACUAUCCAUUUCUAUUUGUAUAAUUCCGCCGUAUCUUUCUUCAACGCAGCAUUACUGGUACCUUUUUUGUAAUAGUACGUUAAAGGAACAGAACUAGAAGAUAUACUACGUACAGUAAGCUACUAGCCAAGAUAUGAAGAAAGACGAGGGAAAAUGUGUGGGGAAAGCGCGUGGACAGUGAAGGUUACCCGGCGUUAUAUUGGAGAAAACUGUUUAAAUGGAAAUAUUUUGUUGAUGUUCAUAAGCAAAUCGGUGAGACUCUGGAGAAAGUCGUCUCCAAGCUAAAAAUACUGUGGUUCUCGAAGAACUUAGCGAAAGACUUAAACUUCGAAUAAUUUGGGGAUGUUGACAAUCACCAUGUUGAUGAACGAAAGCGUAGUGGAAUAGUAUUAUAGACAGGUCGCCUUGCGAAACUGGCGUGCAUUCUUUUGAGCCAAUGUAUAAUUUAUGAGAUGUCGAAAGCGAAAUACCAAACUGUUAUUACUGCAAACUUUCUUCGAUUUUCAAAUGAGUUUUGAAAAUUUGUGUUACAAAUUUGACGAGGUUCUGAUCAAGAUCAAAUGUUAAAGACUGAUAUUAAAAAUUUUUGUGGGCAGUGUCUAAA
Molecule: messenger RNA, 1022 nt
Organism: Pocillopora verrucosa
Lineage: Eukaryota; Metazoa; Cnidaria; Anthozoa; Scleractinia; Pocilloporidae
Product: UBA-like domain-containing protein 2
Molecular function (GO): protein binding
Source: RefSeq, a predicted model, not a curated record